ACAAAUAACCCCGGACAUCCUUGCUACCCCGCCGUGUGACGGCCACCUUGAGUACAACCAUCAAUUUUGCCCAAAGGACUAAGAAAGGUACCUGCAAAAGUGCAAGAAUAUCCCAGAAUGGGCAUGAGCAGCUUGAAAGUGCUGAAGUAUGUCCUGUUUUUCUUCAACUUGCUCUUUUGGUUCUGCGGCUGCUGCAUCCUGGGCUUCGGGAUCUACUUCCUGGUCCACAACAACCUGGGGGUUCUCUUCCACAACCUCCCCUCCCUCACGCUGGGCAACGUGCUGAUCAUCGUGGGCUCCAUCAUCAUGGUGGUUGCUUUCCUGGGGUGCAUGGGCUCCAUCAAGGAAAACAAGUGCCUGCUUAUGUCGUUCUUUGUCCUGCUGCUGAUCAUCCUGCUUGCUGAGGUGGCCCUGGCCAUCCUGCUCUUCGUGUACGAACAGAAGCUGAAGGAGUCUGUGCGCGAGGGCCUGACGGACAGCAUCCAGCACUACUACUCGGACAACAGCACCAAGGCGGCGUGGGACUCCAUCCAGAAAUUCCUGCAAUGUUGUGGAGUAAAUGGCACAAGUGAUUGGACCAAUGGCCCACCAGCUAGUUGCCCUUCGGGUCCAGAAGUUGAGGGUUGCUAUAUAAAAGUAAAUAUGUGGUUUCAUUCCAACUUCCUGUAUAUCGGCAUCAUCACUAUCUGUGUAUGUGUGAUCCAGGUGUUGGGGAUGUCCUUUGCGCUGACUCUGAACUGCCAGAUUGACAAAACCAGCCAGGCCCUAGGGCUGUGACCUGCUAGCUACUGCCUUUGCUGAAAAGACUUGUUUCACCUCUGGAAACCCAAAACCACCUACAACAUGAAGGCCUAAAUGAUCACCUCCUGGACUGACAUCUUUGUCCCCCUCUCAUCUCUUCCCUGUUUUGUCCCUGUCUCAUACAACCAGAGAAGAGGGUGUGGGACAGUCACUUCCCACCUCAGGAAGAAGGAUAUUCACCCACUCAUGGAGGUAGCCAUGUCACUCAAAGUAGUGACACUAACACCUGAGCAUUUUUCAGACAUGAGAGGCCAAGAGAACCUGUGGCGCUAAUGGCUCAAGAUCGAAGGAUGGGUCUAGGCCUAAAAUUUUUGCGUCUUCCCAUUGUCAGACACGUCUCUAGUCUCUAAAUCAUGCCCAGUUCACUCUCCAAAGUCAAGCAAGAGAUAAGCUGAAGGGAUGUCUAGGGCGAGACUUACUGGAUCAUUGUUACAGCCCUGUUUCCUUUAGACUGUGGGCCUUGACUACAGAAAUGACAGAGUAUUCUUUCUCCAAAUAAUGGGGUUUCAUUUCAAUUUCAUAUUCAUUCAUUCUGUCCUUCCAGAAGAAAUUAACCAGUUAUCCAUAUCCUGACUCUAGCCAAACUCUUAGCCUUUGAUUUACAUAACUGUGGAGGAAUUCCACAUUCAGAUGACAGUCACAUUUAGAAGAGUUCUGAUAUUUCUUCUUUAUCCCAUAAGGUUUUGUUAAUGUGCUAUUUUAAGUCUUUAA
Miniopterus natalensis is the source of this 1512-nucleotide messenger RNA. RefSeq names its product CD53 molecule (gene CD53). The record is from RefSeq and is a predicted model, not a curated record. Lineage: Eukaryota; Metazoa; Chordata; Mammalia; Chiroptera; Miniopteridae. Gene Ontology annotation, cellular component: plasma membrane.